AUGAGCGACUUCGGCUUCGCCCUGUUCCAGCCGGCGGGCGGCGGGGGCGGUGUCGGCGUUUACCGAUGCACUAAGCCGGUGUUGGCGGCGGCCACGUCGUGCCCUUCAGUUUCCUCCACCUCCCGGGCUGCCGCCGGCGCCGCCUCCUCCUCCGCCUCUUUGUUUUUCCCACCAGUCAGCCGGGCUCCACACACCAGCCCUAUUAUGCAGGAUGAUGACCUUCUGAUACCGGACAGGACGACAGGCACCGCCAUCACCACCACCAUCGGCAACAGCAGCAGCAGCAGCUCCGUGUCACUGGCUCUGGCUCCAGUCCUGAACGCCAGCCGCCCAACUUCCACACCUAGGAGCGAUCGGCGGCCGCAACCCAGUCCGGAUUCUCUGACCAAACGCAGUCAUCAGCACCCGGCUCCUGCCCCGCCGCCUCAGCUAACCAACCCCGGAGAGCCGCCGCCGCCCUGCCGCCAGGAGGAGGAGGAGUUGGAGAAGGAAAGGACGGGAGACAGCGACGCGCUCGCCUCCACCGAUGCAUGUACUGCCGCCGCCGCCGCUUCCGUGAACAUUGCAGAGUGCAGCCACCACCCCCAGCAGCAGCCUCACCGAGGACAAGGUCUGAUGGAGGCUACUGGUAACAUGACGGCGGCCGGUGGCGCUGGAGCUGGAGGCGGUGGAAUCGGGAUGUUACCGGGGCUCGGAGCUAGUUUUCAACAACAGCAACAGCUCCACCAACAGCAGGAGUCCGGGCCGGCUGGGAGCAGCAGCGCCGGCGGCAGCAGCAGCAAUGGCUCCUCUCCGUCUCCAGUGGCUGUUCUGGCCGGUUUUGGCACCGCCUGGUCUCCGGCACCCGCCGCCACCGCUGCUGAGAUGAGCACUUCACCGGGAUCGGGUGGCGGUCCUUGCCCGGUGCCCAGCCCCGCCGACGACAGCCUUUUCCACGGCAUCCCGUCCAUCAAUGGCACAGUACUUUUCCAGAAUUUCGCCGCCAACACGGCGGGUGUGGGCCACGGCUACGGCGGCACCUUCUCGCCUUUACCUCAGCAGCAGCAGAACCGACGGUCCCCUGUCGGCCUUCAGCAUCACCACCACCCGCAGCACCAACACCAGGCUGCCUUCCCCCACCAGAGGAGCACCUACAGCCACCACCAGCCCAUAAUGAAACAGUCUCCAUGGAACAGCCAUCAGAGCAGUGGCUGGAGUGCAGGCGUCUCAUGGGGAGGCCUGCAGACAAGAGAUCACCGCAGAACUGGAGGUGUGGGAAUGCCAACGACCAUGAACCAAAUCUCUCCACUGAAGAAACCUUUCUCCAGUAACAUUAUAGCACCGCCCCCACCCAAAUUUCCUCGUUCAGCCCCAACACUGACACCAAAAUCUUGGAUUGAAGACAAUGUUUUCAGGACAGACAACAAUAGCAACACACUGUUACCUUUACAGGAUCGCACUCGUCUGCAUGAUUCCCUCAAUAUGAUUUCACUUGAAAACUCUCUCAUUGAUAUAAUGAGAGCUGAACAAGAUCCCCUGAAAGGUCGUUUAGGAUAUCCCCAUCCAGGAACUGACAAUUUUCUGAUGCUUAAUGCAAGAAGUUAUGGGAGAAGACGAGGCCGUUCCUCAUUGUUCCCUAUAGAAGAUGGUUUUCUUGAUGAUGGACAUGGUGACCAGACUGUCCCUGGUGUUUUGAAUUCUGUUAAUUGCUGCUCAUCUCACCAGAAUGGAGAAAGAAUUGAACGAUACUCACGUAAAGUAUUUGUUGGUGGCCUUCCACCCGACAUCGAUGAAGAUGAAAUUACAGCCAGUUUUCGCCGUUUUGGACCUUUGGUUGUCGACUGGCCACAUAAGGCUGAAAGCAAAUCCUAUUUUCCACCAAAAGGUUAUGCAUUUCUCCUAUUUCAGGAGGAGAGUUCUGUCCAGGCUUUAAUUGAUGCAUGCAUUGAAGAGGAUAGCAAACUCUAUCUUUGUGUCUCAAGUCCUACCAUCAAGGACAAACCGGUCCAGAUUCGGCCAUGGAAUCUAAGUGAUAGCGACUUUGUAAUGGAUGGUUCACAGCCACUUGAUCCUCGCAAAACCAUUUUUGUCGGAGGGGUUCCUCGUCCUCUGAGAGCUGUGGAACUAGCGAUGAUAAUGGAUCGCCUUUAUGGUGGAGUAUGUUAUGCAGGAAUUGAUACUGACCCAGAGCUGAAGUACCCUAAAGGUGCAGGGCGUGUUGCUUUUUCAAAUCAGCAGAGCUAUAUAGCAGCCAUCAGUGCUCGAUUUGUUCAGCUGCAGCAUGGAGAUAUAGAUAAACGGGUGGAAGUUAAGCCAUACGUGCUAGAUGAUCAAAUGUGCGAUGAAUGCCAGGGUGCCCGGUGUGGUGGAAAGUUUGCUCCAUUUUUCUGUGCCAAUGUCACUUGCCUGCAGUAUUACUGUGAAUUUUGUUGGGCAAACAUCCACUCUCGUGCAGGGCGGGAAUUCCAUAAGCCACUGGUGAAGGAAGGAGCUGACCGUCCCCGACAAGUUCACUUCCGCUGGAGCUGAACGUAACAUUCAGGCGCCUGAAGGAUCAUGACGGAUGAGAAAAGGAGAGUGCAUGAGGUUUAAAAAGCAGAAGAAACCAUGACUAGUUAGGAGAAAUAAGUGCAUUCCUCUGCCUCCUACCCCAGCUCAACGCAUACAUCAUAUGUAGCAGCUAAUACACUACAGGCCUCUGUUUGUCACCAAAACCCUGCAUCUCAGGCUUUACUAACUUUUUUGAGGUACUUUCAUGUUUUUGAGAAAAAAAGGAUUUUUUGUAGUUUUUUCAAGUUAUUUUUUUAUAUAAAAUAAACUUAGUGAGAAUGUUGCCACUUAGGGGCGCACAGUUUGCUGCUAUCUUAAAUGGGUGGAGCAUGCACUUAUUUCAGGAAGCUCAGUUUCAUCUCUAAGACCUAUCCCUAGUAAUUUUACCAAAGGUAGCACAUAGUAGGAGGCGAGAUUAGCUAUAGAUGAGUGAUUUCUGCCACACAAAAUUUUAUUUUUUAAUGUUGCUAUUUGCAAUGUAUACACAAACUUAAAAAAAAAAUAGGUUACGUUUUUGCUCUCCAUUUUGACUUGCAAGAAAUAAUACCUCGAGAUUGAUCUGGUUUAACUAUUUUAGCAUUUGUAUUAUUCUUGAGCUACAUUAGGAGCUUUGCUGCUAUAUAGUGUUAUAUUUAAUGCCAGAACUCAAAGUAACAAAAUGGGAUCAGAAACAUAAUUAUAACAGCUGCAUUAAGGAAGAAGUAAAUGCAGGCAGCAAUGGCCUAGACUGCCAGAGUAUAGAAUGUGAAUUUAAACAACUGCAUGUUUACUUGUACACCUAUUGCAUGCAGUAGUAUAUUUAGUAUAUUCAUACAUGUUCUUCACAACAAUGAAUGCAAUGUCAGAUUUGGCAAACAUUCAGAAAAAUUAGUUAGCAUGAAAGAUACAAUAAUAGUUUUUAAAAAAAAAGAGGAAAAAAAACCUAACUUGCAUGUAUAAAUGUGACUCCUGUAACGACAAUGUCCUCCUGCUACACUUUGUGUACAUUAUGCAAACUAGCUUUUAGAGUAGAAGUGCAGCCACUAUCGUGACCUGGUGGGUUGUGGAGUUUGAUUUCUGCAGACUGGAUGUAAUCUCGUAUUUCCUUGUGCAAUCUUGUUAAUAUGUGGAUUUAGUUUUAGUGUUCAGCAAAUUGUUGUCCUAAGUAGAAAUCUAGAAGUAGCUAGCUAGGAAUUUUAAACAAAAUAUUAAAUGGGAAAAAAAUGAAAAGCUUUGAUUUCAUUGCCCCUUUCAUAACACUCUUUGGUAUAAUAGCUCAGACUUCCUCUACAAACCAAAGAUGGUCAGCACACUGCUAAACAAUCACCAAACUGUUAAGGUCCUUUUCCUCCUACCAACCCUCCCACAAAAAUGUAAAAUGGUACUGAUUUUGUCAUAUUAGAAACAUGAUUUAAUAAACCUAACCAUUUUAAAGUCAAAAUGGAGAUGAAUAUGGUAUUAAAUUAACCUGGUUUGGCAUAGAGCAUUGAAUUUCUCUGCAGUUUAAUCACACUAGGUUGGAAAAAAAUGUAUUAGUGAGCUGCAGAAAGUUAUGCGGGUGUCAGUUAUUUAUUUUGAAAAAGGUGAUCAUGCCAUUACAAGCUUUUGCUGUAUAGAACAACCGUAUAUAAUCCUUAGGGACAAUCUUUUUAUGUAAGCAAGGUGUUGGUCUUGAACAUUGGUGGUCUCCUAGUGUGCUUUCGUGUAUGUAGUUUGUCUAACUGCUGUUUAGUGAUUGUGAUGCAACUUUUAAAAAUGUUUGAAGUCUAUGCUGUUUUGAAGAAUAGCUUUUUUACUAAUUUAUUUAUUGGCUAAUGCUCCCAUUUGUUACUUACCAUGGUUCUCCAGGCUAUUUGGAGUAUUUGUUCUCUGCCAAAUUUGUUCCCUUUUCAGACAUCCAUAUUGGCAUUUGUUAUGCACUACUUUUGUAUCUUGGUGAGAAUUUUUUCCAACAGUCGGCUGUUUUAGGGCACACUUUUUGACUGAUGGCAUCUCCUUUGCAAUACCUCAAUUUUUCUGAAUUUAGAAGAGAAAUCAAUAGUUUUGCUAUGUUUAUUAUCAAAAGAUCUGCAUAUAUAAUUUAACUCAGCAAAUAAAUGAUUUAACAAAUUGAUAAUUUUAUUUUUCCAUACAUUCUACUUCCUAAAUUUGGAAGGGUCUAAACAUUUGUAAACUAAUGUGGUAACCUUAGGAGGGCUCUGCAGAAAGUAAGUGCAGUAAUUUGAAAUAUCCCCAGCUCCUGAAAAAUAACUAAAGGCAUAAUCACCCAUGUAUUUUGUUAAAUUAAUUUAAUUUAAAUAUUAAGUGAAUCCUUUUUAAGGGUGGGGUGGUGGUAGAAUGAUUUUUGUUUCAUCUGCUGUCAUUUCUUUCCCGUGACACUGUAGCACCUGAAUUAUUCAGCAUUGCCAUGAAGAAAAUGGUAAACACUGUAAUGCAUCUUUUUUAAAGAAAUCAUAUUUAUUUCACUAUUUUUGUAGAAAUGUAAUUAUUUUGUUUUGAUUGUAUUAUUUUUAUAUUCUAAUAAGCUUGUUCACAUACUGUGUUCCCCGAAUGUAUGUAUUUCUGCCCAGAUGCAGGGCUCUGCAGAGAAAUUAAUUUUUUAAAAUCAUGCUGUGUUUUGCAAAGAAAACAUAAGCAAAUAUAUUUUAUGGGAAACACUUGACAUUUUAACCCCUGUUGCAUCUGGCCAAGCGAGGCCUUUCCUCAAAGAUGCUGAAAGACUUGAAUAUAACACAUUUUGGAAGGCUGAUUAACCUCGACUCUGUGUUGUGAUGUGCAAUACUGUUUCUAAUGUUUGUAAGAAAAGAAAAAGAAUAACAGUGUAAACCUUUUAAUGCAGAUUUAUUUUUUUCAUUGCAUAUUUGCAGACUAGUUAUCCACAAUGUCAUUUUUUUACUGUCAGGAAUUUUACCCCUUUGUCAUGCUAAUAUUUUUAAAUCCAGAGAUCUUUGUACUGAUGUAAAUGAUUGUAGUUAUUUUGGAUAGUGUUUUGCUAAAAAAAAAGAAAAAAAAGGAGAUACUUUUCAUGCAUAUUUGCCUAUUUUGUUUUAUUUUACUUUAAAAAUAUGACUACUUUUUCAAUGGUAGCAUGAUACUUGGAAUGAUUUUCUUAUUCAGCCAGUGUCAUUAAUAUUAUUUUGUAUUUUUAUGUGGAAAAUAUAAUUUUAUGAUGCUAAUUCCUAAAGUUUAUUUUAUGUUGAAUUAUUUUUGGAGCUAAAUCUUUGUAAUAUUGUUAAAGUAUCUAGAUUCUAAUUAAAUGCUUGUGUAUAGAUUCAGAGCAGUGGUUUACAGGAGUGUUUAGGUUGUAAUUAGCAACUAAUGGUUCUUUGAUAUGCAAAUUAGACAGCCAUCAACUUCUGCCAUUUCUGUUCCUUUUUGUACUUUAUAGGGAAAGUUGAUUAGUAAUUUUUGUUUGGUUUUUAAAUAAAGGAGAACCCAUGCUUUUUGGACACAAGAUCACCUCAAGCUUGAUUUAAUUUUACUUUCAACUUUUAUGUUUCUUUUGCAUACUUCUGUUGAUGUCUAAUUCCUCCAGUCUGUCUGUUGUACUGGUGAUAAUUCUGUACUGGAAUGGUUUGCUGCCAACUAUUUAUAUUAAGUCAUUUUUAAAUAUUUGUAAUAUUAACUGUUGACUGAAUUAAUAAACCAUUAAACUAUUUGCAUGUUUGCUCUAUGCUAAAAAUG
This is a messenger RNA of Mobula hypostoma (lesser devil ray), 6192 nucleotides long. RefSeq names its product cytoplasmic polyadenylation element-binding protein 2-like. Gene Ontology annotation, molecular function: mRNA 3'-UTR binding; mRNA regulatory element binding translation repressor activity; ribosome binding. The record is from RefSeq and is a predicted model, not a curated record. The transcript has 11 exons. Bases 1 to 2508 code for a protein of 835 amino acids. NCBI's taxonomy places the organism in Eukaryota, Metazoa, Chordata, Chondrichthyes, Myliobatiformes, Myliobatidae. Gene Ontology annotation, cellular component: nucleus; synapse; cytoplasm. Gene Ontology annotation, biological process: negative regulation of cytoplasmic translation.